Molecule: messenger RNA, 2259 nt
Organism: Drosophila grimshawi
Lineage: Eukaryota; Metazoa; Arthropoda; Insecta; Diptera; Drosophilidae
Product: angiogenic factor with G patch and FHA domains 1
Exons: 9
Coding region: 176-2017 (613 amino acids)
Molecular function (GO): nucleic acid binding; protein binding
Source: RefSeq, a predicted model, not a curated record
ACUGUAAAAGAAAAAACAUCUGUUACCGGUGAGAAAUUUGAUGUUGAGUUGUGAAAAAAGGACGCCGUCAAAGUGAAUAAUAAUAAUAAUAAUAAUAACAAUAAUUGGAAAUAACUAUGAGCAAUGACAGAAUUAUCUAAGUCCUCACUCGGGGAAUCGGGAUAACCGUUAAGCAAUGUCAACUGCAGAGCCUGAUGCCGGCCAGGCAUCCACAGGGGAGGAUUCCACACACGAUUACAUCGACUUGAAAUCGAUGGACGAUGUGGAGGCGCUGGAGAAGAAGCAGCUUUACACGUACAUUGAGAAGUUGCAUGGCAUCAUCAGAAAAUACGACACAAAGAUUGCGUUAUAUAAACAUAAACUAAAGCACUUUCUGAAUAAGGAAAAGUGCACUGAAGUGACAACUGACGACAAACAGGCAAACAAUGAAAGGCCGAACGGGCGGGGAGAGGCAGAGGAGACCAGCAAGGAACUCUCGGCCACAGAUGCCUUCAGUUUUGUCGACGAGAUGCGUCAGGCGGCCAAACACGCAGAGAACCUGAACAAUUUUGUCUAUGAGCCGACAUCUGGCAUGUACUACGAUCCCAAGACUGGCUACUACUAUAAUGCGGAAUACGGGCUUUAUUACGAUGGCAAUACGGGCUGUUAUUAUAGUUACGAUCAGGCGAAAGAUUCGUACGAGUUUCACUCACAGGCACAGGUGCAGGCGAACAGUGCGACAGGCAAAGGCGAAACAGGCAGCAAGCAGCUGGCUGACGAUGAUGGCCAGGACGACGAUGUGGAAUUUGAUGAAUAUGGCGGCGUCAUAACCGAUAAGGACACUUUGCAGCAAAUCAAAACGGAGAAACAAUUACUAAAGGAUCGCGCUGAGAAGAGCAAACGCAAGGCCAAAAAGAAGCAUAAGAAAAAAAAGAAAAAGGAGAACCGUCACAAGUCCAAAAAGCGACACAAAAAUCGUGAUAGCGAUAACAGUGAUAAUGACAACAGCCGCAAGCGAUCGCGUAAAUCUUAUGAUGUAGAAGAUGGCGAGCUAUCGCAGUCAUCGAGCAGCUCCAGCUCCAAGUCGAGCUACGCGGACGGCAGCAACAGCGACAGUAGUGUGGUCCACUUCAAGGUUUCCAGCCGUUUUCAAGACAUUGCCAAGAAAUAUCCGCCUUCGCUGCGCAUCAUUGUGCAGGAGACGAAUGUACAGGAGUUGACGGUGGGCAGCCUGCACCUGAUCACCUACAAGGGCGGAUCGCUAGGUCGCGAAGGUGCUCACGAUGUCAUCAUACCGGAUGUGAAUGUCAGCAAAAGCCAUCUAAAUUUCCACUAUGACACAAAGCAGGGCGUUUACAAAUGUCGCGAUUUGGGUUCCCGCAACGGCACCGUGCUUAACGGUGUGCGCAUGUCCGAAUCGAAGGAGGCUAGUGAGACACAGGAUCUGGUGCACGGCAGUGUCAUUGGCAUUGGCCAGACCAGGUUGUUAUGUCAUGUGCACGAGGGCAACAGCACGUGCGGUUUGUGUGAGCCCGGCCUGCUAAUUGAGACGCAAACUGCCGCAUCAGCUGCGACAACAACAAAUGCUAAUGUGCUCACACACAAGGAGCAGCUGAAGAAACUGCAAAAGAAAUACGGUUUGGAGAAUGAAAAAUUUGUGGAGGCUAGCGGCAAUGUGAAUCACAACUACAACGAUCGUAGUGCACAGCGGCGGAUCAAAGUGGGCAGCAGCACGGAUAAGGAGAAAACAGAGGUGGCCUGCGUGAACACCGAGAUUUCCAGCUCAAACAAAGGCUUUAAAAUGCUCAGCAAACUGGGCUGGCAGAAGGGCGAAACUUUGGGCAAAACCAAUCAGGGACUGUUAACACCUAUCAAUGUGGUGGCCAAUGAAGGCACCACCGGGCUUGGCAGCAGUGAACCGCUGGCGUCGACCGCCCCGCGGCCUGUUGAUAAACGUAAAUUGGCCAAUUUGAAGAUAACACAGGCGCGUUAUGAGCGCGCUAAAGAUAUAUUUGAAUUAACUGAUGAAAGCGAUUGAAAUGUAUGUUAUAUGUUAUAUGUAGGUAUGUUUAAGUUUGAAACACAUUUAUUUAACAAUUACUCAAACAUGAUGCGGUCAUAAGUACACAUAUAUAUAUAUUAUAUAUAAAUAUAGGUAUACAAACGUAUAUAUAUUAUUUAAUUAGAAAAUCCUGCUAUAUAAGGUUAAGCUAUCAGUCAGUUAAUUAAUUUAGCUUCGCUCAAAACAUACAAUAAGAUAAUAAAAAAAAUUACAAAAAC